Messenger RNA from Podarcis lilfordi (Lilford's wall lizard), 1455 nucleotides. Lineage: Eukaryota; Metazoa; Chordata; Lepidosauria; Squamata; Lacertidae. The record is from the annotation of a GenBank genome assembly.
AUGGGCAGCUCUUUGUCUGCUCCCCAACAGAAAUUUUUAAAAGUCUUAAAAUUUCUCCUCUCCUCCAACGAAUUGGAAGUUCCGGAGGGAGAUUUAAUACAGCUCAUUCUGGCUAUCAAAGAGCAUUCCCCCUGGUUUCCUGCAGAUGGGACUUGGGAAUUAAAACUUUGGGACAAGAUCGGGGAACAUUUUCAUGGGCACCCCAGCAUAAGUGUUCGGAUUUUAAAUGCAUGGUGCAAGGUUCGUUACGCCAUGGACUCUUUAUCACCAAAAAAUAUCUCCAUGGCUGCAUUGCCAACACAACCUCCAGCUUCCUUACUCCAGCCUGCUGUGUUAGAGUCUAUUCCAAUACUUGCUUUGUCAGCAGCUCCAGAUCCCAAACCUCCAGACUACAGUUCCUCACCAGAGGACCCAAUCCUGCAAAAAUACCGUGGUCUGGCUGGCAAUGAUCCUGCUCUUUCAGUGGCAGAACCAGCUACUCCUUUUCAACGUGCAGUCCUUGCCUCUUCCUUAAUUCAGGAUACUAUGGCAUUCCCUGUUAUUGUGCCCCCUGCUGGUGCCCUGGCAGGCACCCAAGCCCAACACCAACCUUUUGACUUUAAGCCCAACACCAACCUUGCCUCUUCCUUAAUUCAGGAUACUAUGGCAUUCCCUGUUAUUGUGCCCCCUGCUGGUGCCCUGGCAGGCACCCAAGCCCAACACCAACCUUUUGACUUUAAGAUCUUGAGAGAGCUGCAACAGUCAGUAAAGGCCAAUGGACUCCAAGCCCCAUAUACGCAGGCGCUUUUAGAAGCCACAUUAGCCCAGCUCUUGGUUCCAGAGGACAUCAAGCUUUUGGCCCAUACAGUGUUGCCCCCAUCAGCUGGUGUUUUGUUUGCCCACGAAUGGGAAACUGCCUGCCGUGCUUAUGCUCCAGCCUUUUUACAACAAGUCAGAGGAAAUAAUCCAAAUGUUACCCUCGCAGACGUCGUAGAUGCCAUGUUGGGGCGUGGUCCCUUCGCUCAAGCUUCAGUGCAAGCCACACUGCUGCAAAUCUUAUUGAGGGACACUGCUCUUGCUGCUAAACAAGCAAUGAGAAAAAUCCCAGAACCCCCCAGUAUUCAAUCAAGGUGGGGUUCAAUCAGGCAAGAGGCAAGAGAAUCAUAUUCUUCCUUUAUGGACAGGCUGCUUACAGCAGUGAGUCGCCAAAUUGAAAAUCCUGAAGCCAAACAAAUAAUUAUCAAACAAUUGGCCUUUGAAAAUGCCAAUGAGGAUUGUAAACUUGCAUUGCGACCGAUAAUACACAAUCCUGCCACAGACACAGCUGCCAUGCUUCGCAUUUGUCAGUCUGUCGGAACAGCCAGCCACAAGGCUCAUCUGCUGGCAACAGCGCUAAAUGAAAACCAGCCUGUAGCCACCGAUACAACUUGUUUCCAGUGUGGCAAACCAGGAUCACCGAUACCCCAGUGGGGGUAG